GCAACACAGGGUGCACAUGGCUCACAGAAAACUCACCCUCACACUUACAGGACUGUAUCUACUUCUCUGGCAGGUAUGGGCCGAACUGGAGAUCAACAUGGAAAACAGUGUAAAGGUGUUUCUGAACGAUGCAGCAACAAUCCCCUGCAGGUACAAUCUGAAUGAGCCUGACAGUUUGUUGACGAUAGAGUGGUUUGUGAAGUCAGUACGCAGCUACAACAGAGCACAGAUCUACUACAAAAACAGCACUGAUGUAAUUGUGGUCCAGGACACUGGCUUCUCUGGGAGGAUCGAUAUCUCUCAGUUUAAGGAGGGCACACUUCUAACCAUUAACAGUAUACGAGUCAGUGAUGAGCAAGAGUAUUUCUGCAAAGUGACCGUGGAUGGGAGAAGCGAGGAGGGAUCCACUCGACUGCUGGUGUUCAAUACCCCAUCAUUUCCUCAAACUGAAGUAGAACCUUAUGCUUCUUCACUCUCCCAGGAGCUGGAACAGAUUGCAUCCUGUCAGGUCAACGAUGCAUACCCAGUUCCCAAAAUCACAUGGUACAAAAACAACAACCCACUAACUGAUAUAGGCGAAAAUGUAGAUGUAAGGAAUAGUGAGACGCAGAAUCCCAGUGGUCUGUACACACUAAAGAGUCAACUCCACCUUGUGGUAGUAAAAGAGGACAAGGAUGCAGUGUUCUACUGUGAGGUCACCUACUCUGGUCCUAAAGGGGAGAAGAUGAUGGAAUCUAAUCCUUUCAACAUCACGGUCCACUAUCCAACAACAACUGUCUCAGUGACCCAGGAAUUUCCCAAGGGGCUCAUCAUAGAAGGUGACCGAGUAGAAAUCAGAUGCCUGGGAAAUGGAAAUCCUCAGCCAGACAUUAGCUUCCUGAAAAACAAUGACAUACAGACAACAGACAACAGCCCUGUCCUGGUCCUGGAGAAUGUGACUCGACUGGACAGUGGAACUUACCAGUGCAACUCUCUGGAUAUGGAAACCCUACUCGAAGCCAGUGGGACUUUGAAACUCAUGGUUCAUUAUUUGGAUCCUGUUGUUAUCAUUCCAGAAAAUCCAGAAAGCCUGGAUGAAGGACAGGAUCUGUCUCUGACCUGCAAUGCUCUCUCCUCUCUGUCUACACAGACAUUGUGGUCCAAGGACAAUGUGCUACUGGACAAUGGACAUACGCUGAAAUUACACAACGUCUCUAUGGAUAUGGCUGGGACGUAUGUUUGUGAAGUUGUGGUAGCUGAGCUGCCAGACUUACGCCAAAAGAACACUGUGGACAUCAUCGUAAGAGGAAAGCCCAUGAUCAUAGAUGGGGUGACCGUAAUUCUUGGAGAUGAUGAAUCAUUUAAUGUGAGCUGUAGAGCAAAAGGACAUCCACCUCCUGUCAUCCAAUGGAAUAUCAGCGAUGAGCAGACUCCUUUAGAAGAGUGGCAAAUCUUAACAGACGACUACAUUCUCAGCAUUAUUUCCAUCAGCACCAAAUCUGACAUCGUAGCUUCUUGUACAGCCGUAAAUGAUCUGGGCGCAGAUGAAGCAUCGCUUCACAUUAAAACCAGCCAACUGACACAAACAACGACUAGCACUACAUCAACCAGUACGAAGGCACCAGGAACAGUCAACCCCCAGAAGAAAAUCAAAAAAGGAAGCAAUGGAGUCAUCAUUGCAGUCAUCAUCAUUUUCAUAUUGUUGCUGGCCAUUCUGGGUGCUGUGCUGUACUUCCUCUACAAAAAAGGCAGGAUCCCAUGUGGGCGAUCAGGGAAACAAGAUCUGACGAAGGAGAAGGUCAGUAGCGAUGACAUUGUUGUGGAGAUGAAGAACAGUAAAUCGGAGGAAGCAGUUCUUCUACAGGGAGUCAACGGUGAUAAAAAGAUUUCCAACGAUCAGUGAGUUGAAGCAUGAAGACUGCACAGACACACAGGACAGCCCACUAGCAUUUUCCAUGUUGCUACUCAGUGGGAAGUCUCAGAAAAAGAGGACUUGAGCCUCCUCCCUACUCAACUGCCAUCAAUAAAUGAUCUUCCCGUAAGCUGA
Molecule: messenger RNA, 2026 nt
Organism: Trichomycterus rosablanca
Lineage: Eukaryota; Metazoa; Chordata; Actinopteri; Siluriformes; Trichomycteridae
Gene: mcamb
Product: melanoma cell adhesion molecule b
Exons: 17
Coding region: 17-1882 (621 amino acids)
Source: RefSeq, a predicted model, not a curated record